AUGCGACAACUACGACCAUUUCUAAUACUUAUUAGUUUGGCAUUGGUAAGUAUCAUUUGUGGACAAGAAAAUCUACAGUGGUGUAAUAAUGGACCUACGACUAGUCCCGAUCCAAAAUGGAGGAAAGUUCCAUCAAGAUUUGAGAUUAUGACCGAACUGGUGUCGGGAAACGAAACAAUGGAACUUUCACAAGCAUUUUCAAUGCAACGUGAUGCGAUUGUGACAAAUUCAAGAUAUGGAUCAAUACAAUUCUAUUGGAAUUUUGUUACUAAUGAGCAAUUUGAGAUUCUAACUGCUAUUGUUAAUCAACAACCAAGACCAACAUGUCUUCGUCAAGUGAUUGGACCUACAUCAGAAACUAGUGUUAUUCAACCAAAUACACUUAUGAUUAAACCAUCAAUUUUACUUGGUUUCGAUCCUCGUAAUCAAAUAAAUUCACUUUGGGGUAAUCAAUAUAUUGGUGAUGAAGAUCUACGUGGUAUUCCUACGAAUAAAUUCAAAUCAUGUUUUGAUGUACCUGACAUUAGAGCAACAGUAUCAGCAACAUAUUAUAUAUCGGAUGCAACAAAAUUUCAAGCUGGCUUACUAGCAAAUGAAAGUAUUAUAUUACAAAUAGAUGUACAAAUAAGAAAUCAAAGUGGUCGACAAGAAGCAUAUAAAUAUAAUGUAUUUCGUUAUACACCAAAUCCUAAUCGUCGAGAAGAACGUCAAGCAUUGGAAACGCCAGCAGGUGUAUAUUGUCCAAAUCGAACGUCUACAUUAGCUGUACCAGAAGAUAUUCCUGAUAGAGUUAGCUCAAAUUCAGAAGCUUUCAUAACACAAGCGAAUAGCUCAAUUUUUAGUACACAUAAUCUCCAUGAUACUGAAUAUCAAUUCAGUCGUAUUGAUCUAUGGUAUCCUGAUCCAUUCGGUGGACCACGUUGGUUACAUUACACUGAAAUACAUGAUUUUGCAACUGGUCUCAGUUAUCAAUACAAUCAUACAAUACAUCAAUGUUCUGUUCGUGAUAUAAACACUGGGUUUAAUGAUGCAGUGGUAGUGGAUGGAAAACCAAAUCUAGUACAGAUGGGUUCACCACAACAUGUAUUUUUAAUGGAUGAUAUUACAUAUCAAUAUACUGGUGAAAAACAAUGUCGUGAUCGUGUUUGGUGUCAUGUAUGGAUUGGUGAAAAAUCAUUACCAAAUAAUACAGUUCAACAUCGAGAAUGGUAUUGGGCAUCAAAUAUUAAUGGUGAACCUUUAGAACAAUGGUUUCCUGUGAAAAUGGUUUUGCAAGCUUAUGCCAGUGGUAUUCCUAUAUAUAAUUGGGAAACAAGUAAUAGAAACUACUGUUGAUUGAAAAAUACAAUAGGCUUGGUUGUAUUCCAAAUAACUUAGGCAAAGAAGUAGCUAGUGACCUCCAGUUUUCAGUAUUCAAAAGAGGACAGAUAACUUUAUCAAAUCAUGUAAAAACUCGACAAUCAGACAGUAGUCAGUAUUGGUCAGUUCUCGGUGAGAAUUUUAGAAAUGCUACCGUUUUAGAUUUUGUCAUUAUGUGUUAAUUGCUAAGAUACUCAUUUGAUAGAGAAGUUCAAGGCCUUUCUAU
Molecule: messenger RNA, 1585 nt
Organism: Rotaria sp. Silwood1
Lineage: Eukaryota; Metazoa; Rotifera; Eurotatoria; Philodinida; Philodinidae
Source: the annotation of a GenBank genome assembly